Molecule: messenger RNA, 848 nt
Organism: Salmo salar (Atlantic salmon)
Lineage: Eukaryota; Metazoa; Chordata; Actinopteri; Salmoniformes; Salmonidae
Product: thioredoxin-like protein 4A
Biological process (GO): mRNA splicing, via spliceosome
Cellular component (GO): U4/U6 x U5 tri-snRNP complex; U5 snRNP; spliceosomal complex
Source: RefSeq, a predicted model, not a curated record
UAUGCGCCGUCCGUUUUUAUUGUCGCUUUAUAAGUGACAGUGACCGUAAACAGACGACGUUUUCCUGGUCUUCGUCUUUUCACCACAGACCCAGGCUACCCGUUUGUUUCAGUUUAAGGCUUUGGCUUUUGAGAAUUUCAUACGAUACGUGUUGACAUUGCAGCAUCAAGAUGUCGUACAUGCUACCCCAUCUCCACAACGGCUGGCAGGUCGACCAAGCCAUUCUAUCCGAGGAGGACAGAGCCCUGGUUAUUAGGUUUGGACACGAUUGGGACCCGACAUGUAUGAAAAUGGACGAAGUAUUGUACAGUAUAGCUGAAAAGGUGAAGAACUUUGCAGUCAUCUAUUUGGUGGACAUCACAGAGGUGCCGGACUUCAACAAGAUGUACGAGUUGUAUGAUCCGUGCACAGUCAUGUUCUUCUUCAGGAACAAGCACAUAAUGAUAGAUCUGGGGACUGGUAACAACAACAAGAUCAACUGGACCAUGGAGGACAAGCAGGAGAUGAUUGACAUUGUUGAGACCGUUUACCGAGGGGCGAGAAAAGGACGAGGUCUGGUCGUAUCUCCUAAGGACUACUCCACAAAAUACAGAUACUGAUUGGUUCUUCCCUUUCCAUUGCUUUGUGUGAAGCCCAAUGGGAGCAAAUAUGUCCUUUCAUUAUGAGACUUUCUUUUCUUUAAAAAAAAAUAAUGUUACAGCCAUGUCAUAUUUUUUCAACAGCAGUUAUGAAAACCACCAUUUAGUUCUCUGAUUUAAUAAAUGUCAUGUUCAUAUUUGAUAUCACUUCAUAGGCCAGUUUCCUAGAAUAAGGCUAGUCCUUUAUUAAAAAUAAUUAUCAAUGAAAAA